This is a messenger RNA of Coffea eugenioides, 2295 nucleotides long. RefSeq names its product probable receptor-like protein kinase At2g42960. Lineage: Eukaryota; Viridiplantae; Streptophyta; Magnoliopsida; Gentianales; Rubiaceae. Gene Ontology annotation, molecular function: protein kinase activity; ATP binding. The coding region runs from base 403 to 1932 and encodes 509 amino acids. The transcript has 8 exons. Gene Ontology annotation, biological process: protein phosphorylation. The record is from RefSeq and is a predicted model, not a curated record.
CUAUUUCUUGAAAAGAUUGAUUUUUUGUCUGGCAUUGAUUGAGAAAAAAAAAAAUUCCUUUAUACUGUUGUUUUAACUCUCUUUUCUGGCCCACUUGAGGCCAUAGUUGAUUAGUUUCUACUUGUAAACUACUCCUCUUCUUUCUUCAGAAGUUAACUUUUUUUAGUCUUUUGCUAUUUGUUGUGGUUUUUUUUCCUUUAUUUCAGCUCUGCAUUGGGAUAUCUAUGCUUGUUGGACCCUUAUUGGUACAAAAAGAGGUUCUUUCUUUGCUUCUUUGGGUUCUCAAGGAGGAAGAUCGAGGGGGUUAGACUCAGAUCACCUCAAGGAGGCAUGGUUUAAUUCCCCAGGUGAAGCUACGGGGACAAGACUUGUUUAUUGGUGCUUGGUAGAAGUUUGUCGAACAUGUCGUCUGAGAGUUUGAAUGCUGAGCUAUCCAAGAAGACAUCAUUUUUGGGUUUAAAAUUAUGGGUCGUGAUUGGUUUAUGUGUUGGUGCGUUUAUAGUUUUGAUACUUUGUACCUUAUCAAUAUGGGUAAUGUUCCGGAGGAGAUCAAGAAGAACCCUCGACAAAUAUUCACUUUGUCAAAUACCUAACAUAUCAAAAGACAUCAAAGUCGAUAGAGUAGGAGGUCAAGAUUACCAUGACCACCCAGAAACAGUAUACCUGACAGUGAACGACAAGUCAAGCGAUAAGAAUUCAGAAAAGAUGUUAGUACAUCUGGGGAGGAGUAAAUCAAGUGAUGUCGAUAAUCUCAGUCAGUGUAGCUCAAUGUAUCACCAUGAGAGGGCUUGCAGCUCACAAUCAGGGGAAGAAGGAAGUUCUGGUACUGCUCGAAAACUGUCUUCAUUGCCUUACGGGCUUCCAAUGGCCUCUCCUCUGAUUGGCUUGCCAGAAAUAUCACAUCUUGGUUGGGGUCACUGGUUUACCCUUAGAGAUCUUGAUAUUGCUACAAACCGCUUCUCAGCAGAGAAUGUGAUUGGGGAAGGUGGCUAUGGGGUUGUUUACCGGGGCAGAUUGGUCAAUGGGACAGAGGUAGCUGUAAAGAAGCUUCUUAACAAUCUUGGCCAAGCUGAAAAAGAAUUCAGGGUCGAAGUAGAGGCCAUUGGGCAUGUUCGGCACAAGAAUCUUGUGCGGCUCCUGGGCUAUUGCAUAGAAGGGGUUCAGAGGAUGUUGGUGUACGAGUAUGUUAAUAAUGGCAACUUAGAACAAUGGCUUCAUGGUACUAUGAAACAACAUGGGACACUCACAUGGGAUGCACGCAUGAAAGUGCUUCUUGGUACUGCAAAAGCGCUUGCUUACCUGCAUGAAGCUAUAGAGCCUAAGGUUGUCCAUCGAGAUAUAAAAUCUAGUAAUAUUUUGAUCGAUGAUGAAUUCAAUGCCAAGGUUUCUGAUUUUGGAUUGGCAAAGCUCUUGGGCUCAGGAGAAAGCCACAUAACGACAAGAGUAAUGGGAACAUUUGGCUAUGUGGCUCCAGAAUAUGCAAACAGUGGUUUGUUAAAUGAAAAAAGUGAUAUAUAUAGUUUUGGAGUUCUACUACUGGAAGCAGUCACAGGAAGAGAUCCAGUUGACUAUGCCCGUCCUGCUAACGAGGUGAAUCUUGUUGAGUGGCUGAAAAUGAUGGUAGGACAUAGAAGAGCUGAAGAAGUUGUGGAUCCUGACCUUGAAGUAAAGCCAGCAACUCGUGCCUUAAAGCGUGCACUUUUGGUGGCACUCAGAUCUGUUGAUCCUGAUGCAGAGAAGCGACCCAGGAUGAGUCAAGUUGUGCGAAUGCUUGAGGCAGAUGAAUUUCCAUACCGUGAGGAUCGGAGGAACAGGAGAAGCCGAACAGCAAGCAUGGAAAUUGAAUCAAUGAAGGACAGUAGUGGAUUAGCUGAUGUGGAAAGCAGUGUAGGGCAAUCAGAUAACCAGACAUCUGAUAAAAUUCGUGAAUAGGACUGACAACACAUGACUUGGAUGAAUAAUUGUUCUUCUCCAGAUUUUCAAGCUCUCCGUAACCCUUCUAUACAAUUCACAUUUUCUUAGUAUUUAAUGGAAAGAUUCCUGCAUGGCAGGGUGGGAAUGAAUUAAGGAUAGCCCUUUUGGAAUUCCAUCUGAAUUGGUCCUCCUCCUGUGCCUCAAGCUGUCAUGUUGUGAAAUGAUGAGGAUAGUUAUCAGAGAGAGAGAGAGAGAGAGUUUUCGUGUGUGUGUGUGAGAGAGUGAGAGAGAAAGAGAGAGAGAGAGAGGGGCUUAUUGCUGUACAGAUAUGUUUGCUGUGGGCCUUCUUAACAUGCAUCAUGAUCCUGAUCAUCAUUCUUU